Molecule: messenger RNA, 1042 nt
Organism: Clarias gariepinus (North African catfish)
Lineage: Eukaryota; Metazoa; Chordata; Actinopteri; Siluriformes; Clariidae
Gene: naa10
Product: N-alpha-acetyltransferase 10, NatA catalytic subuni
Exons: 8
Coding region: 180-854 (224 amino acids)
Biological process (GO): N-terminal peptidyl-glutamic acid acetylation
Cellular component (GO): NatA complex
Molecular function (GO): protein N-terminal-serine acetyltransferase activity; protein-N-terminal-glutamate acetyltransferase activity
Source: RefSeq, a predicted model, not a curated record
GACUUCCUACCGCGGCACCUAGCGGUAAACGAAAUCGUAAUUUGGCCUAGUUUGCAAUAACAACUGUUACCUGCUAUGAAGACCUUUUGACAUAUUAAAGUGACUGACUUGUACAUAUUUGUCUGUAGCCAAUAUAUUUGAAAUUGUAUAGAUAUAGUAAACGUCACCACAUUUUCAAAAUGAAUAUUCGCAAUGCACGGCCGGAGGAUUUGAUGAAUAUGCAGCACUGCAACCUGCUAUGUCUUCCGGAAAACUACCAGAUGAAAUACUACUUCUACCAUGGACUGUCUUGGCCUCAGCUUUCCUAUAUAGCUGAAGAUGAAAAUGGAAAAAUAGUGGGAUAUGUACUGGCCAAAAUGGAGGAGGAUCCAGAUGAUGUGCCCCAUGGACAUAUUACAUCAUUAGCAGUUAAGCGCUCCCAUAGAAGACUUGGUCUGGCUCAGAAGUUAAUGGACCAGGCCAGUCGAGCCAUGAUUGAGAACUUUAAUGCCAAAUAUGUAUCUCUUCAUGUUAGAAAGAGCAAUCGGGCAGCUCUUCAUUUGUAUUCCAACACACUCAAAUUUCAAAUAAGCGAAGUAGAGCCAAAAUACUAUGCAGAUGGUGAAGAUGCAUAUGCAAUGAAGAGAAACCUGACACAGAUGGCAGAUGAGCUGCAGAAACCUGGUGUGCGUCUGUGGGGAUCUGAGAUACCUCAGUCGCAGACAGUUGCAGUCACGGAACUGGUGCAGAAACUUUCAAUGCAGGAUGGAGAGAAGGAGGGUGAUGGAGAUAGCGGUGGAGAGAGCAAAGAGAUGAGUGAAGUCAGCGAGGCUACCGAGAGCACAGACGUCAAAGAUUCCUCCUCUGAUUCCUAAACAACCUAAACAAAAAUCUGUCCCUCCUAAACAUGAUAAACUCAGUCUAAAUUGGUUAACUCCAGCUCAACAUUUGGUUAAUUAGGCUGUUUUAUCAAUGUACAAAGAGACAUCUUGAUAAAUGUAUUCUUGACUAUGGGAAUAUUUCUACACAGUAAAUUGUUAAUAAAAUUUGACAUUGUACAUAA